AAUCGACCUCCAAAUCGUCGACGAGAGCGAGAUAUAACGAACGCAAACUUCUAGAUUCCGUUAACCCGCGUUAUCCGUUUCUUGUAAUAUAGAAGAAGAAACUGCAAAAAUUGAAGUGCAAAAAAUUACGCGAAAGAAUCGUUCACACAUCUCAUCCGUAUCGCAAUCACUCAAUUACAUACUUCAUAUCGAAUCUCCGCGCUUAAUUUCAUAAUAUUUUCGCUGUAUUUUUCAGUUCAAGCUUUUAGUAUCUAAACACAAAAUUAUCUUCCUGAUUUAAUAAUAAUAAAAAAAUCAUGGCAAAUUCUGAAUCCCAAUUUAUUACAGUGAUAGGGGUGCAAAAAGCAAUAAAUUUUUCUCAUUGGACACUACGAGAAGAAAAUUUGAGUGCAUUAUAGGGGGAAUAAUUUUCAAACAGAUAUUGAAUAACUUCAAUUUUCCCCCUUUAUCGCAAUUAAAGCAAUAUUUGUACGAAUAAACGUAUGAGUAAUUUCAUUGCAAACGGACGUUAAAUGUGGUCUUAUGAUAUUGUGGUGCAGGAAUGAAUCCAAACAAAAAUAUUAGUUUCAGUAAAAUUAAUGAAUAAAUGAUAUUUCCAUAUUCGUCUAUCAAAUGGUUCUGUCAGGUCUUUUGGCACCUGCGGCUGCCGCUGCUAGGUGGACCCGCGGAAAAGCUAUUAAAAGGACUCACGAAAGUGGAGUUGCUGUUGGGAGAUUGGCAUUAUCACGUUAUGGACCGCAGGUGAUGAGCGUACUUUGUCUGCGCACCUCCUUGCCCCAAUCUAAUCCCAAUAAUAGAAAGACAUCUACAUCGGACCAGAUUGACUUGGUCGAAGAGGAACCCUCCCCUGUUAUAAACUCCAAAGGAAUAUCCACCGACGAGCUGGCUCUAUUAGCUAAACUGGAAGAAGCCAAUCGGCUCAUAGAAUCAGAUGCAAAGUCAUUGAAUUCGCUGCAAAGUAAUCAUAGCAGAAAAGGAUCAGAUACAUCGCAAGUUUCUCUUACGUCGGGGGGCAGCAGCGGUGGCGGAGAUGCUGCACCCCGACGUCAUACACCGACAGAUGGAGAAGAAAAUAUCUGGACACUCUGGGGACAUAUUGUGGCCGAUUGGGAAAAUUAUAGCAAAAAGAAAAAAGAGUUUGUUAAGGAACUAGUACGCAAGGGCAUCCCUCAUCAUUUCAGGGGAAUAGUAUGGCAGCUUUUGUGUGGUGCACACGAUGCUCCUGUGAAAAAACAGUUUGCUGAAUACAUCAAAGCAACAUCUGCUUGUGAGAGGGUUAUUCGAAGGGAUAUUGCAAGAACUUAUCCAGAGCAUGAUUUUUUCAAGGAGAAAGAUGGACUUGGACAAGAAAGUCUUUUCAAUGUCAUGAAAGCAUAUAGUCUUCAUGAUCGAGAAGUCGGUUACUGUCAGGGCUCUGGUUUCAUUGUCGGUUUACUUCUUAUGCAGCAAAUGCCAGAGGAAGAAGCAUUCGCGGUACUUGUUGCACUGAUGCAAGAGUAUCGGCUUCGCGACAUGUUCAAACCUAGCAUGGCUGAACUCGGAGUUUGCAUGUAUCAAUUAGAACACCUUGUAGCUGAUACACAUCCUGAACUUCACGCUCAUUUUACCGCCCAAGGAUUCCAUACAUCGAUGUACGCUUCUUCGUGGUUUUUAACCUUGUUCACAACAGCCCUCAGCCUUCCUUUGGCCUGUCGAAUAUUCGACGUGUUUCUUUCAGAGGGAAUGGAAGUCAUAUUCAAGGUUGCUCUAGCUAUGCUACAUUUAGGUAAAGAAGAUCUACUGAGUCUCGAUAUGGAAGGAAUGCUGAAGUUUUUCCAGAAAGAACUACCUGGCAGAGCAGAGGCAGAUCCUGAUGGGCUAAUGAACCUCGCAUAUGAUAUGAAAAUAAACCAAAAACGAAUGAAAAAAUUAGAAAAGGAUUAUACGGUAUUAAAAAUGAAAGAACAGGAAGAGAUGGUAGAAUUACGUAGACUGAGAGCGGAGAAUAGACUACUUAGACAACGAACUGAACUUCUCGAAGCAGAGUCGGCUGAACUUGCUGACAGAUUAGUUAGGGGUCAAGUUUCAAGAGCCGAAGAAGAAGAAACAACUUUUGUUGUUCAAAGAGAAUUGGCAGCUCUUAAGCAUACGCAUUUAGAAACUAACCAUCAGUUGGAAAUAGCACACGAAGAAUUAAGAUCGCUUUCCAUCUUGCUGGAGGAAAAUUUAACUUCUAAACAGUCAUCGCUUGAUGAAAUGUCUAUAAAGCAAGAAGCGUUAUCACAAAAAGAAGAAAUGGUACAAUGCUUACAACAGGAAUUAGUUAAAGUUCGGCUACAUGAGGCGGAAAAUGACGCUACUAUCAGGGAUCUCAAAGCAAGAAUACAAGAAUUGGAGGAAGAUAAGAAAACACUUCGAGAGUCCAGACCGGACAACUCCGUUGCACAUUUACAGGAAGAACUAAUUGCCGUUAAGCUUAGGGAAGCGGAGGCAAAUUUAUCUCUGAAAGACCUCAGGCAAAGGGUAGGUGAACUGAGUACUGCAUGGCAAAGACAUCUUCAAGAGCACCGUUCGGCUCAACCUGCGCCAGCAGCUGACUCGACGCCCAAGAAAUUAUUGUUCUGGGAAAAUCGUGGCCACGAAACACAGAGAUUAGAAGAAGAACUAAUGACAACAAGAAUCAGAGAAAUGGAAGCACUGACAGAGGUCAAAGAACUGAGAUUGAAAGUAAUGGAACUUGAAACCCAAGUUCAAGUUGCAACAAACCAACUUAGACGGCAAGAUGAGGGUGGAAAGCAGCUAAGGGAUGAUCUUGAAGAUGCCUUACUCCGAGAAAAAGACCUCACAACUAAACUUCGAGAACAGCAACACAAGUAUUCCGAUCUGGAAUCUAAAAUGAAAGAUGAAUUCAUGAUGGCAAGGAUAAGAGAUGCAGAACAUGGACAGCAAGUCGCUGAACUUACUCAUAAAAUAUCAUUACUCGAACUCAAAAAUGAAGAAAUGCAUGCAGAGGGGGAGCUGAGAAAUAACCUCGAUGAUAGCGAACGGGUCAGAGAAUUACAAGAUAAGGUUGCAGACUUAAAAGCUGAAGUCAUGAGGCUAGAAAACUGGAAGCAGAGAUGGACAGGUACAGGAGGCCCUGCGACACGAAGUAUGAGCGUUGACACCGAAAGCGAAUUAGAUGAACGAGAUCUGCGGAUCUGUCUACAAGACCAAAACAAUGCGUCAACCACCCCCAGUCCCCCUAAUGUUUGAAUUUUCAUCUCACAUGCAAGCUCUGUGUUCGUUUUUGCAUUUAAUAAUAUCACCUAAUCAGGCAGCUAAGUAAUAAUUACACAUAGUCCAUUGUUUUAUUUAAAAAAAAUUUUUUUUUUUGCGCUGUCAAGGAGCCCUAAGUCAAUACAAGUCUAUCGCUCAACAACUUGAUGAAAAGAUAAAAAUUAAACAAAGAAAAACUGGAAAAGAAAGAUUUGAUAUUAUAAUUAUAUGUAUAUAUAUCCUUUAUCGGUAUCUUAUAAUACACAAGAGCGCAGUUAUAUUAUUUAGGCAAUUCAUUUAACAUCUACCGUAAAUAGUAGCAUGAAAUAUAUAUAUAUGUAUAAGUGGUCCAACAAUAGCUCGUUUAAAAAUUCGUGAAUCAUGAAAUGUUGGAUUUACUUGACCUUUUUCUUCUAAUAAUCGAAAGUUACGCACUUCUGUUAACAUAGUAACUCCUCAUCGUGAAAACGGUAAAGUAACAAAACUUAACAUUCGUUUAAUACACUGUACUUAAGAUUUAUUUUGUUGACUUUUUUUUCUUUCUCUUCUCGAUUAAAUUCCUUACACGCAAUCCAGCUAGUUCACCGGUAAAGUUGGCACACUUUUUAGUAUAGUAGUUUUAUAUUUUUUCGAUUUCAAUUCAGUAUUUGCAGGUAUAACUUUUGGACUCACUAUAAUAUCGUAGUGUAACCAUGACUGUUAUAAAAUCGAUGAGUUAUUUGCAACUGAAUUAAAAGAGGAGGAAAAAGAAGAAAGAAAUAUAACUCGUGUAAUAUCGUCGUCAUUGAGUUUUCGUACAGCACUUGACGUAAUUAGUAUGAUUAAAAUAGACAAUUUUCUAUGAUCCAUGAAUUUUAUUUCGAUCAGAUUGGCUUUAGAUAAAAGUAGGCAAUACAAUAUCAGUGUUUAAAAAACAAUAUAAUUCUUUUAAUAGCGAUUCCAAUAAUUUGCAAUAUUAGUAUAGAUUGAAAAUCGAAAUUUUUAGUAAAUUGUGGUCGCGUUUUGUAAAAACAAAAACAUGUAAUAUAAUAGCAAGUCUAUAAUAAUGUGUACGCAUUACAUUCACAUUCCCCUACUACAUAAAAUCAUAGCAAGGAUUCAUAAUUGACGGUAUAAUUGGAUACUUAUUAUUAAUUUUAAUUAAAAAACGUUUGUAAAAAAAAAUUAAAACAUACCUAUAUGGGAGAACAUUAGGAUUGUAUUUGGAAUUAAAAGUUGAUGAGAUUUUAGAUGACAUUGAACCGGGUCACAAUUUUUUAUUAUACUCAUAAUACCGGUAUUUAAAACAAAAUAAAAAAUUAACGACCCUAGUUGUAAUAGACGAAACAAUGAAAAAGAAUGUGAGAUCAUUAACAAAUUUUCUUCAUUCAUCAGAUGAAUGUUUAUAUAACAGAAAUAUUUAUAAGAAAAAAAAAAAAAAAACUAAACCAACUGUUUUACAAUAUUGAUGUGGCAUGCAGCGUAGAAUCAUUGAAUAUAAAUCGUGUGGAUGAAAAUUUAACCGAAUUUCCACACUUAGAUCUAUCUUUCUUUUGUAUACAAGAAAUAUACAUAGACUCUACGUGUGUUGUCACUUUUUUUUACAAUUCUUGAAGUAUGAUGUAGAUCAUUGUUACGUAAUAAACUGAAGAAAAAAAUCAUAUAAAGCAAAUUUUACCAACA
Molecule: messenger RNA, 4899 nt
Organism: Athalia rosae (coleseed sawfly)
Lineage: Eukaryota; Metazoa; Arthropoda; Insecta; Hymenoptera; Athaliidae
Gene: Evi5
Product: ecotropic viral integration site 5 ortholog
Exons: 9
Coding region: 613-3234 (873 amino acids)
Source: RefSeq, a predicted model, not a curated record